Aureococcus anophagefferens is the source of this 423-nucleotide messenger RNA. RefSeq lists its product as hypothetical. The annotation marks the transcript as partial. NCBI's taxonomy places the organism in Eukaryota, Pelagophyceae, Pelagomonadales, Pelagomonadaceae. The transcript has a single exon. The record is from RefSeq and is a predicted model, not a curated record.
AUGGUGUUGCUCACUGCGGAACCGGCCAUCGGGGUGUCCUGGAGCGGCGGCGACGUGGUCGUGACGUCGGCGAGCCGCGUCGUCGUCUUCGCGCAGGAGGCGUCGGGCGCCUGGGCUCCGGCGCGGCGGUGGGCGGCGCCCGGCGGGAGCGCCUUCGCCGCCGCCGCGGUGGUCCAGCGGCGCGCGCGCUGCGUCGUGUGCGCCACGGACGCCGGGUCCGUGGUCUGGGCGCCCCUCGGCGCCGAGGUCGCCUGGGCCGAGGUCGCCGCGGCGCGCGGCGCCUGCGUCGGUCUCUUCGCGUCGCUGCCGGCGGCCGGCCUCGAGGACGUCGCCGCGGCCGCGCUGGCCGACGGGCGCGUCGUCGGAUUCCGGCCCGGCGCGGGCGGCGCCGUGGCCUUCCGCGUCCCCGCGGCGCGCGCGCCC